Mercenaria mercenaria is the source of this 2171-nucleotide messenger RNA. RefSeq lists its product as uncharacterized. Gene Ontology annotation, biological process: regulation of transcription by RNA polymerase II. Gene Ontology annotation, molecular function: protein dimerization activity; RNA polymerase II cis-regulatory region sequence-specific DNA binding; DNA-binding transcription factor activity, RNA polymerase II-specific. The transcript is spliced from 3 exons. NCBI's taxonomy places the organism in Eukaryota, Metazoa, Mollusca, Bivalvia, Venerida, Veneridae. The record is from RefSeq and is a predicted model, not a curated record. Bases 164 to 1924 code for a protein of 586 amino acids.
UGUCACGAGGCAUUUAAAACUGUAACAUUUAAAAGUAUUGUGAAGCGUUAGAACGAGAUAUAUAAAACCAUUGUUUAUUCUAGGUCAACUCUUACCGAUAAAGGCAAACAUCAUAAUCUUCUCGGAUGUUUACAACGGAAUUGGUGAAAAGAAGACAAAAGAUAUGGAUGAACAAAAGAGACGAAUGGUUAUAACAUGCGGGCAGGAGGAGAUUAUUGUAGAAUGCAACGACUUAGAUUCAGAUGAUACUGAAUUAUCUGAUCUCAGCUCUUGUCCGUCCGACUCGGAUUACGAAGAAAUUGAGGUUAAUUUACCAUCGGUCACUCCAACAGAGUGUAGAGAUAACAAACUUCUAAAUCCUUAUGUCAGACUGGUUAGAUGUGAUCACUUAAUUACAAAAACAUUAUCCACUGUGAAUACCACCGUGGAGGAUAGGGUUCAGAUAAAACCAAACAAGUUUAGAUCAUCUCCACGGAGGAGACGCGCAAACUGCAUCUAUAAUUCAGAUGAGUUUGUAUUGUUUGAUUAUAAAUUCAUAAAUAAACCAAAGUCUCAAAGUUGGGUGAAGAAGAAAGUUUCUAAGUACGAUAAGAAAGGAAGGCCUACUGUAAACAUAGGUUGUUUUCCAAAACGGAAACGCCUGAAGAGGAGUCAGGUGGAAUUUAAUGGAGAUCAUUAUAGCUCUAGCCUACCUAGAUUUAGUUAUAAUGAUAUGUCAAACGGAAUUUUAAAUCAUGGUCUUGCUUUGUCCGAAAAUAUCAAACUUGAAUUUGUAAAUGAUGAAGCCUUUCAAAAUAAUACUUACAAUUUCACUAAAAGUGCGCUUGGUUUGUCCACAAUAGAGUCAAACGAGACCACAGCAAAACCAUGGGUAAGUGCCGUUAUAAAGUCGGAACCGAUUGAUGAAUAUUUUAAAGAAACAAUCGAAAAUGAUUUUGAUUUCUUAAGUUCGACUACCUCAAUAAAAAACUGUUCAUUUGAUCAGGUGAAAAGUGAAGAAAUUAUUGAUACGUUUAUUCGUAUUGUACCAAGGCAUAACGAAACAUUACCUGAAAAUAAUGUUGGUAUUGCAAUAAAGCCAGUGGUUAAAACAGAAAUUAUUGAAAUGGAUGUAGAAAAUGAUGUGAGCAUAAUAAAAACAGAGAGGAAUAUUGAGUCUAGUGAUAGCGAGGUUGAUGUUGAAAAUGAUUGGGAUGGUCCUGUGUUCAUAGUCGAUCCGGAGAUUAUUGCUUUUGAUCAUCCAUACUCAAGUCCAUGCAGUGCAGUCCGCACAAGUACACGAAGUCCAUGUAGUACAGUCCGCACAAGUACACGAAGUCCAUGCAGUACAGUCCGCACAAGUACACGAAGUCCAUGCAGUACAGUCCGCACAAGUACACGAAGUCCAUGCAGUACAGUCCGCACAAGUACACGAAGUCCAUGCAGUACAGUCCGCACAAGUACACGAAGUCUAUGCAAUGCAGUCCGCACAAGUACACAAAACAAGGAAAAACGUGCUUCGAUAUCUGCUUUUCAAGGAAUAAUAACGGAACGGGCUGUUAGUUCUUUACAGACUAUAUCGUCUUCCAGGGCCUCAACAGAUAAACCUUCAACGCGAAUGUUGAUUAAAAAUCUAGGUGAAAAAGCUGCUACAACUAUUGCCUCCGAUACUGUACUAUCUACCGAGGAGAGAUUGCGCCAUCAUAAUAUUUUAGAGCGAGCGAGAAGAAAAUAUAUGGCUGAGUCUUUCAGGCAGUUAAGGGACGUAAUUCCAGAACUUGAAUCAAAUGAAAGAGCAGCGAAAAAAGACAUCUUAAACAAAGCUGUCAGAUAUAUUAGAAACCUGGAACAUGGAGAAACUAUACUUCGAAGCAAAUUGGUUGUACUUAAUGAGAGAAAGGUGAGACUCACAAAAAUCCGGGAUCGUACAGCAGCAUAUAAUUGAUAUGAACAUAGAGAUACAUUUAUAAACUAUGCUCAACAACACGUCUUGAUGGCCAUUGCUCCAGAAAAUGCUCAGUGGAGCAUAUUAGUCGUCGUUGCGGCCGACUGUGUCAUUGUACUACUAGAAAGAGAUGCGCCUAUAUUACGGAAUUUACGAUGAAGAUUUUUAUUUAUAUUAUACCAGACUAAUACAUAUUUUCACUUAGUUCUAGUCAUUUCAUUUAUACUGAUGGCUGAGCGCAAACAUC